This is a messenger RNA of Calypte anna (Anna's hummingbird), 1332 nucleotides long. RefSeq names its product even-skipped homeobox 2 (gene EVX2). Gene Ontology annotation, molecular function: DNA-binding transcription factor activity, RNA polymerase II-specific; RNA polymerase II cis-regulatory region sequence-specific DNA binding. NCBI's taxonomy places the organism in Eukaryota, Metazoa, Chordata, Aves, Apodiformes, Trochilidae. Gene Ontology annotation, biological process: regulation of transcription by RNA polymerase II. The coding region runs from base 1 to 1332 and encodes 443 amino acids. The record is from RefSeq and is a predicted model, not a curated record. Gene Ontology annotation, cellular component: nucleus. The transcript has 3 exons.
AUGAUGGAAAGAAUAAGAAAAGAGAUGAUCCUGAUGGAGAGAGGGCUGCACAGCCCUACAGCUGGCAAAAGGCUCUCGAAUUUGUCAGACUCAGCUGGAAAUGCAGUGCUGGAGGCCCUUGAAAAUUCUCCGCACAGUGGUCGCCUCAGCCCGAGACUGACUGCCGCCUCCCUGCACAGCGCUAUAGGGGACAUCUCCGCCAAAGGCAAAUUUGAAAUAGACACUUUAUUCAAUCUUCAGCAUCCGAGCAGUGAAAGCACUGUCUCCUCCGAAAUCCCGCCGUCAGAAAGCAGGAAGAAAAUCAGCCUUUAUUCCGAAGUUGCUCAAGAGGCAGAUAUGAACAGUGAUGUGGAGGUGGGCUGCUCCGCGCUACGCUCCCCAGCCAGCCUGACUUCCUCCCAGCUGAAGGAAAACAGUAACAAAGGCUACGCGGAGAGCAGCCCGGCGCCCAGCACCCCCGCCGCCGCCGCCCCCGCCGCCGGCAUCGGCAGCCUGCACGGCGGGGGAGCUCUGGGCGGCUCGGCGGCAGGGGCCGACCAGGUGCGGCGGUACCGGACCGCCUUCACCCGCGAGCAGAUCGCCCGCCUGGAGAAGGAGUUCUACCGCGAGAACUACGUGUCGCGGCCGCGGCGCUGCGAGCUGGCCGCCGCUCUCAACCUGCCCGAGACCACCAUCAAGGUGUGGUUCCAGAACCGGCGGAUGAAGGACAAGAGGCAGCGUCUGGCCAUGUCCUGGCCCCACCCGGCCGACCCCAGCUUCUACACCUACAUGAUGACCCACGCGGCGGCUACGGGCAGCCUGCCUUACCCCUUCCAUUCCCACGUCCCACUCCACUACUACCCCCACGUCGGGGUCACCGCCGCUGCCGCUGCCGCCGCCGCUUCGGGCGCCGCCGCCUCUCCCUUCGCCACCUCGAUACGCCCGCUGGACACCUUCCGCGCGUUGUCGCACCCCUAUUCCCGCCCGGAGCUGCUCUGCAGCUUCCGACACCCGGGCCUCUACCAGGCACCAGCAGCCGCCGGCCUCAACAGCAGCGCAGCCGCCUCUGCGGCAGCGGCGGCGGCGGCAGCGGCAGCGGCGGCAGCGGGGUCGGGGCCGCCGGGGGGCUCGGCCCCCUGCUCCUGCCUCAGCUGCCACAGCAGCCAGACGGCGGCGGCGGCGGCGGCGGCCUCUGCGCUGGGGUCGCGGGGAGCCUCAGCAGCUGCCGAUUUCCCCUGCACGGCGGCGGGGCAGCGCUCCGAGAGUGGAUUCCUGCCCUACUCGGCAGCCGUGCUCAGCAAGGCCGCCGUCGCCUCGCCGGACCAGCGGGAGGAGGCGCCGCUCACCAGAUAA